Messenger RNA from Hypoxylon trugodes, 2635 nucleotides. RefSeq lists its product as uncharacterized. The record is from RefSeq and is a predicted model, not a curated record. Lineage: Eukaryota; Fungi; Ascomycota; Sordariomycetes; Xylariales; Hypoxylaceae. Bases 459 to 2525 code for a protein of 688 amino acids. The transcript is spliced from 5 exons.
CUGCUCCAUUUGAUUGAUUCGGGGAAGCACCUACCCAUGCAACAUAACACGUUUUCUUGUACCUGCCUUACGAACAGUAACAUAUUACUUCCCUGUGACGACUUGCUUAAUACAUGUAUAUAUAGGGAAGUGGUGACCCGAGCUCGAGCCGCGUAUUAACAUCUGGAUCGUCGCUUCCAGAGCUUCAUCGUCCACUCAGCCCCAAACUUCCGUAGUGGGACCUCGAUUCAACUCGAUCCGACCUUAUUAAACUUACUACCUUUAUACACCUAAAUCAAAUAGCUACGAUUCCCUCCACGAAGCUUUUGUUUAAUACCAAUCUCAGUUUUGAGAUGCAGCUUUCAAAGUCUCCAUCCGUUCCGACCACCGCGCUGUGAUACAUCCUCGACCCUCUCUACCUUGCUCGUUUCUAUCCACUUCGCCCACUGUUAAGGCCCGUGCUGGAGCUCUGAUAUUGGAUGUCUACAUGGGGGAAGAUGCGAGGCUUUUUUCUAAGUGACGAGGAGCUGGGCAAGAAGAAUGACGACCACAAGUCCUUUAAGAAUGGCGCCGCCACCGGCUUGCGACAGCCAAAUUGGCAUCCUGCUCGAGUCCCUCCGCGACGAUCGAUUAAACGUAUAGGUGUUGUGCUAGGUGUAGUUUUGCUUUUAUAUCUCUUCGUGAAGAAUAUACCGGUUCUCGGACCCAAUACGCAGAUGCGCCGACCUAGUUAUUCGUAUCCCGAUCUCGCCGCGAACAUUCCUAGACGCCCCUCGUUCGAGCGACCGCAACCCGCCCCGUCGAAACAACGUGGGAAGUCGUCGAAGAUACCAGAACACUCCUUCAAUGGACCCGUUAGGUUCCUAGACUUGGCUCCGUCGUUACAUGGUAUUAGCGGCACGCGGGGAAAUAUGAUGGUCAAUAGGAACGUCCUCUUUACAGCAUCUAGUUUGAGGAGCGCGGCGACGCUAUUACCGAUCGCGUGCCAGAUGGGAAGCGAAUUGAAGAAUUAUGUGCAUUUUGCCUUGAUGAGUCGGAGCGAUAUCGACAUACGGGAGUUGCGAAAAGUCAAUGGCAUUGACGAGUCCUGCCAAAUUAUAUUCCACGAUGCGCGUCCCGACUAUGCGCCAAUAUCAACAGAUGAUCGAAUGGAAAAUGCCGUGUUUCGUGCAUUUCAUCAUAUUUACAACUAUAUGCACCCUCAAGCUAUUUUAGUCGAUGGCUCAAACGAUGAAGAACCAUUCUUCCUUCGAGCUGCACGGCAGCAUUCGGAGGUGAAGAAGAACACGUUAAUUGAACUACCAUAUAGGCCCGCGAAGAGGCUUGAGUGGCUAACAAAGCUAGACAGCCAGGCGCUGCACAUGUGGAAUAAAAAUCACAUUGAUAUCCUUAUUCAUGCAGUACCAGGAGCUUCGGGGAGCUUGAUUAGACUCCUCAGAUCUCUCAGUGCUGCAGACUACACUUCCAGCUCCAUCCCCCAUCUCACCAUUGAGCUCCCUCGUGAUAUUGAUCCUCCAACUAAAUAUUUCCUCGAAACAUUUACGUGGCCGCCCGCCCACAUCAGUAAUCCAACUAAUGCGCAUCUUCUCUCCCUCCGGCAUCGUAUCCCUCAUCAGAAAAUGGGCGAAGAGGAUAGCUCCGCCCGUUUUCUUGAGUCGUUUUGGCCAGCUCAGCCGGCGCACUCACACAUAUUAGUACUUUCCCCACAAGUAGAACUAUCACCGGAUUUCUUCCAUUACCUUAAAUAUGCGCUUUUAGAAUACAGAUACUCCGCACUUUCCACAUACCGACAUUGGGAUCGUCGGCUAUUUGGUAUCAGUCUUGAACAACCACUCCAAUUGCUAGAUGGGGAAGAGGCAUUAUCCCUACCAUCGCUUCUCAGGAGCAGUGAUCCCGACGACACGGAUGGCGAUGAAAUUUCUACCUCAUUCCUGUGGCAAGCACCCAGCAGCAACGCAGUCCUUUUUCUAGGCGAAAAGUGGAUGGAGCUCCACGAUUUCGUCUCCAGAUCAUUAGAGGCCAAGCAAGAAUUAGAGCCCUCCCCGGCACUUCUCUCGGAAAAGGUCGUUAGUACGCAAUAUCCAUCUUGGCUGGAACACGCCUUAAGAUUAGCGAGAGCGCGUGGCUAUUGGAUGUUGUAUCCGGGCAAGGAUACCGCUGAGAACCUGGCGACGGUUCAUAGCGAACUUAAUCAUAUGCCUGAGGAAUAUGCGACUCGAGAAAAUUCGAGGACAGUAUUGGCGGACGAUGCCAGCGAAGAGGAAAUAGAAAACGUUAGGCAGAAGAUACGGGCAGGCGUGGAGAUACCUCUGGCCCCAGUGUCUCUUCUUGAUAGCCUUCCCAACAAUGGGAACCUCCGACCGUUUGGCGAUCUACCGAUAGUGUCAUGGGAUGGUCAACCGGUGGAUUUCGAAGAGUUAACCGCCUUCUCUGAGAAGUAUUCAGCGGAGUUCAAACAAAAGGUCGGUAGCUGUACGGAAUCCGAGGAUGACCAGAAGCAGAGGGAGAGCUUUUCGACACAAGAUCUGUUCUGCUUGACGGAUUGAAAGCUCGAAUAACCCUAACUAUAAUAAGCUUCGAUAAACCUUGGGGUCAUUGCGGUCGUGAAACUGGGGGAAACCGGUCUUUAAUGGUGGAGUUUGGCGCAUCCGGGUCG